UACAUUCGUAGCCGAAGCGUUACAUUUUUUGUCGAAGGCGUGAACGUUGUAUGAUUUAUAUCUUUCUUUUUCUUAUUUACUUUGCAAAAUUCUUCUCAAGACAUUGACGAAGUAUGUUUUCACUGAAACAUGACGAUCCCGCUGCUCAUGGAGACUCCGAGAAUAAAAAAAAAAGAAAAUUCUCAGAAAAUUCAAACAACAAUAACAAUCAUUCUGGUGACUGUGAACGACCGGAAAUGAUAUUGAAAAUGAGAUCACGUGAUUCGGAUAUAACGUCACCGAAGUAUUUUGGGCGGCGAAUAUCAGAGCCAGAUAUGACGAAUUCUGACUUUGUCGAAAAUUCAGAAGAUUCAUCUCCGAGGCAAAUAGAUGACGUGCAUGCAUAUUUAUAUCGACCAUCCUUUAACAAUUCUUUGCAUUUCGACAAAAACCAACAACAAAGCGACUGUGAUAAAAAAUUUAGAUGCGAGCAUUGUGACAAAUCGUUCACAGACCCAUCAAACCUCCAACGCCAUAUCCGGCAGCAUCAUGUUGGGGCUCGAGCACAUCCUUGCCCAGAAUGUGGAAAAACUUUCGCAACUUCAAGCGGUCUAAAGCAGCAUCAACAUAUUCACUCUAGUGUAAAACCUUUCACAUGCGAAGUAUGCCACAAAUCUUACACCCAGUUUUCAAACCUUUGUAGACAUAAGAGAAUGCAUGCAGAUUGUCGAAUAAAUAUAAAGUGUGAAAAUUGUUCACAAUCAUUCCCGAAUUCAAGUGCAUUGAACAAACAUCGAAGAUUCUGCGAAUCGAAUUCAAUUUACAUAGGAAGUCGAAAUGGAAGCCUGCUGUCAACACCUGGAACACGAGAGGACGAUACACCAUCCCACUCGCUUCUAAACCAACAACUUAUUAGAUUUGGAAAUGAAAAUAUGUCACAACAGAACCCCGACGUCAUGCCAUUGUCCAAGAUUAGAAAAAUUAGCGACGACCAAGCCUCAGCAAAAUAUUUUCAACAUUAUUCGACUCAAAUGCAACCAUUCCCGUUCGUGCACAAUUUACCAAACGUUCAAUCCGACGCAUACUUUCGUCAAGCAAGAAACUUGCUGUGCGGCACAAACAUUCGACCGUCCGUUCACGCAUCACCGACAACAGUAAACAAACCAAACCGUGUUGAUGUUCAAGUCCAAUGUGAAAACCCAAAUGUCGAUCAAAUGUCUCCCAUGAACAAUUACAACACGUGGAAUGAUGUUCGCAUUUUAAAAGCUAACGGAUUGAGGUACGAAAGUGCGGAGGGAAGAGUACGUCAUCACUCAAAUGCCAGACAUUCUGAAGUUCAAGUUGACAUCCAAAACUUAAAAUCCCCCAGAAGGAUUUCAGAAAAACGUUCGUGUGAUGUAACACCCAAUGCGAUCAAUCACUUUUUGCCGAACUUAUUCGACUCACCUCCUAAAAGAAGAGGCUCCAUAGACAACGAACGCGACAUUUCUGCUAAUUAUAGAACAGCAAGUGAACUCUAUCGUCUUAAUUGGAAUUUUAGAUUCCGCCAAAUGCUUGAUGAAAUUGCCACGCGCCAGAGACUAUUUGACAUCGGGUCAUCCACAUUUUCCCCUGCACCAAUUCCGAAUACACUUGACCAGUUGCACAAAUUGGGUCUGCCACAUCUUAUCAAUCCACUCUUUGCUCGCAGCUUUUACGAUUCUUUGGCAACAGGAACGCAGAAAACCAAACACAGCAAUACACUGCCAACAGAAUCGUCGCCUGUGACCGAUAACCUCAAUUCGUGGCAAUAUAUGAAAGGCAAAAAAGACGAACCGUUAGACUUAACCAUGAACAAACGCACACAAGAAGACAUAAUUGCAGAUCAAGUAAGAAAGUCCCUUUCUUCCUUCCAACAAUCUGUGGAGCGAACACCGGAAGAAAGUGCGAUCAAUCCGUCUCUUUUCCCAUCAUCUAACUUUCAGCAUAAUAAACUUUUUGCUCCACAUGUAUUCGCGCAUCCUCUCAAGGAACUUAUACCUCCGGCCAAUGACAAAAUCAAUUUUUCAAUAAACAAAUUGCUCGGGAAGUACCCGAAAACCGAAACCCAAUAUGAACGACCGUUACCUCAUGUGUCACCAAAAUCAAGAAACGAAAAUUCCGAGAUGAAUAAGUUUAGUCCCGAAAACGGAAGAAACCCAAUUCAACAUCUUCUUCGAUUCGGCGACCAAGUUAACCGAAACCCAUUUUCAAAUUUUACCCAUUUUCAAAGUUCAAAUUUGAGUGGUAGAAAAGUACCCGAAGUCGUACAACCGAGGACCUACGAAAAACACGACACACUAUGCAGCUCUCGUGAUGCAAGAGGGUUCCCAAUGGAGUUUCACAGGAAAAUAGCGUUACCUUAUCAAGCACGUAUUCCAAACCUCUAUCGUCCAUUUGCUUCUGCCGAAAAGAAACGAUUCGAACGUGAACGUUACGUAUGCAAAUACUGCUCAAAAGUUUUCCCUCGAAGUGCAAAUCUGACAAGACAUCUACGAACUCAUACUGGUGAACAACCAUAUUCGUGUAAAUAUUGCGACAGAAGCUUUUCGAUAUCUUCAAACUUGCAGCGUCACGUCCGGAACAUUCAUAACAAGGAAAGGCCGUACUCUUGCCAGUUUUGCCGACGUGCGUUUGGACAACAGACUAACCUAGAAAGACAUGUCAGAAAACAUCUGGAAAGAUCUGAAAUAUUGACCAAAGUAGGCUGCACGGAUGAAAACUAUAAAGAUAACCACAACCUUGCUGAUGAUACUAAAGAAAAGUUCGUGGGCCCCGCGUUGUGUAAGAAAAACUCUGAAGUUGCAAAUAAUGUCAUGGAUUGGAGUGAAGAACAAGCGUGUUCAAUGUCGAAUUCCAGCGAAAAAGUUCCUUAUGACGACGAUUUUGAAGAGAAUGAUUCGGUUCCUACGAGUGCAAGUAGCUCACCUGUUUCAAAUAGAAACGAAAAACUUAAAGAAAAACAAAAUGUCUUCCCAAUUAUUUCGUCGAAGGAAUUCGUACGUCGUGCCGCAAAAUAUGGUCUUUUGAACAGUGUUGUGGGUCAGACCUCGCCGGAGUCAACCCAAAGGGCCCCAUGCGACGGCGUGAACACGUCGACUUCUUCGGAAACUGAUGAGGGGGUGACUGCUUGUGGCGAAUCAGAUACAGAGGCUGAAAGCCUAUUUGACAGAAAUACAAAUUAUAAAAAUCGCAAUUUAGAUCAGAUGAAGCGUUUUUCAGAUUUUGGAUCCUGUAGCGAUACCGAAAAAAUUGACGAUCAAUUGAGCCCAGAACAUCAUGGAAGCCACCGGAAACCCGCUUUUGAAAAACACUUUUUUCAUUCACAAUCCUGCGAAAAGCCACUUCCAGAAUCGCGCAAUAAUAUUCCUUUUCAUUGGAUGACUAAAUUUGAACAAAUUGCUGCCAAUACAACAGUUUGAUUACUUAAUUAACUUACCCGAAUAACGACGAUCGAAUUAAGUUAUUUACUUCACUUUUUCAUGAAGAAUUUUAGACUGCAAUUCUUCGAGCUUUCUCUGGUAUUUUUUCACCUUCUGUAUAUUUGCAAAUACGUGACUACAUUGCUACAAAGCUACAACGAGUACAGCGCUACUUUUUGUUCAAAAUUUGUCUUGAAAUUACAUAGAAAUCGUGCUACCAUAUCUCAACGUUCCCAAUGCAUAAAUCCUGGAUUUGAUGCUGCGCAAUGUCAUUUUUGAUUAUGAAUUUCAAAUGUAGCUGAACUACAUUGUUAGUUUAUAUCAGUCUACAUGCUUAAUUUGUAAUGUAGCCCAAACGCCAAACAUUUUACUUUCUGAUUUACUUUUUCAUUUUUUUGAAAUAAACUAAUGUUUUAAAA
This is a messenger RNA of Styela clava, 3838 nucleotides long. RefSeq lists its product as uncharacterized. The record is from RefSeq and is a predicted model, not a curated record. Gene Ontology annotation, cellular component: nucleus. Lineage: Eukaryota; Metazoa; Chordata; Ascidiacea; Stolidobranchia; Styelidae. Gene Ontology annotation, biological process: regulation of transcription by RNA polymerase II. Gene Ontology annotation, molecular function: RNA polymerase II cis-regulatory region sequence-specific DNA binding; DNA-binding transcription factor activity, RNA polymerase II-specific.